Messenger RNA from Aspergillus terreus NIH2624, 372 nucleotides. RefSeq names its product MICOS complex subunit Mic12 family protein. Gene Ontology annotation, cellular component: MICOS complex; mitochondrial crista junction. The record is from RefSeq and is a predicted model, not a curated record. The transcript has 2 exons. Bases 1 to 372 code for a protein of 123 amino acids. Gene Ontology annotation, biological process: cristae formation. NCBI's taxonomy places the organism in Eukaryota, Fungi, Ascomycota, Eurotiomycetes, Eurotiales, Aspergillaceae.
AUGGGGUUCAUCUCUGGAUUUUUCAGCGGCUUCGCUCUCACAACCUCCGUCCUGUACCUCUCCAUCCAAGUACACCGGUCCAACCGCCUGGAACAACGCAACCUCAUCCGCGAACAGACGCAGUUACUCAACUGGCUGGCCUCUCCGACAGGCGCAUACGACCGGCGGUUGAUUCCGAUCGAAGUGCGCCAACCCGAAAAGAAGGACCCCGCCGAGCCACCCCGAUACCCCAUGAAAGACCUGCUGAAGCACCGCUGGAAUGAAGAGGUGCAAACACUAGCCCGAAAGGCGGUUGAAACCCGGUGGGAGGAUGUGCGGGAUACCGCCGGUGAAAGUUGGAAAGUCCUUAUGAGACUCGUGAAAAAGGAGUGA